AUGGCAAGAGAGAAAUGGAGAGAAGCUGGGCUGCAAUCCAGUUCUCAAACAGGGAAACCAGACAAGAGAGUUGGAUUUCAAAAGGCAUUGGGAAAAUACUUGGCUAAAUCACUAACUAAUCCUCUUUUCAACAAGUUGAUGCGGAAGACAAUCCCAACUGAUGCCGCAUUGGUGGCAACAGGGGGUGGAGAUGAUAGAGGAUUCCUUUGGAAGAUUGGCCAAGGAGAUUGGGAUUUUGAGUUAGAAGGUCACAAGGAUACUGUGUCUAGUUUGGCUUUCAGUACUGAUGGACAGUUGCUUGCAUCUGGUAGCUUUGAUGGGCUUACCCGAGUGUGGGAUAUAUCUGCGGGUAAUCUGAAGUGCACACUUGAAGGUCCCGGAGGAGGCAUUGAGUGGGUCAGGUGGCAUCCCAAAGGACAUCUGGUUUUGGCGGGUUCUGAGGAUUGCACUGUUUGGAUGUGGAAUGCUGACAGGGCUGCCUAUCUUAAUAUGUUUUCAGGACAUGCCAGUUGUGUUACCUGCGGUGAUUUUACUCCUGAUGGUAAAACUAUUUGUACUGGUUCUGAUGAUGCGACUUUAAGGAUAUGGAAUCCAAGAAGUGGUGAAAACAUCCACGUUGUCAGAGGUCAUCCAUAUCACACUGAAGGGCUGACAUGUUUGACGAUAAGCUCUGAUUCAGCUCUUGCUUUUACUGGUUCAAAGGAUGGUUCCUUUCACAUUGUGAAUAUAACAACUGGGAAGGUUGUUAGUUCUCUAAGUGGUCACACAGAUUCAAUUGAAUGUGUUGGUCUCGGGGCAAGGUAUGAUAUAUUCCUCAAAACUCUUCCUAGUCCCUACUCUCUAAAUUUUGUUUUCUGAAAAGCUUUAUUAUGGACAAAAAUUAUGAAAAGAUAAACAACUAUAUACAAAC
Messenger RNA from Ilex paraguariensis (yerba mate), 910 nucleotides. NCBI's taxonomy places the organism in Eukaryota, Viridiplantae, Streptophyta, Magnoliopsida, Aquifoliales, Aquifoliaceae. The record is from the annotation of a GenBank genome assembly.